UUGAUUAGUUGCAUUACAUUCUCGGACUGGGCUGAACUUCGGUCUGGACUUCUCUAGUCAUAUCGAAUAUCGGCGUAGGGGGUGGGUAACUUAAGCAUUGUGCGCAUGUCUUAAAGGUCUUGCAGGAAAGUUGGUACAUUGACUGCUUGGGGAGUUAACAGAGAGGAGAAUCGUGGAGGACAAGGGAGCUCGCCGUUACCUUGACAUCACUGGCAAGCCUGAAGGCAAAACUACGGAAUUGUGAAAUCAUCGUUUUGCUUCAAAAUGUUUCAUAUAGCGGUGCUUUUAUUAAUGAGCGCCCAAGCCCUGGGCCAACUGCCGGAGCUGGGCGAUGUCUGCACACACGGGAGCUGCUACCCUGCCACCGGCGAUCUCCUUAUCGGACGCGCUCACCAGCUAUCAGCCACCUCUACUUGCGGCGUUGUCAAACCCGAACCUUUCUGUAUCGUCAGUCACCUGCAGGAUGUGAAGAAGUGUUUUGUCUGUGAUUCCACCGAGUCCUACAGCGAGAAGAUGCGGCACACCACCAGUCACAGGAUCGAGAAUGUGGUGACAACUUUUGCCCCCAACCGCCUGAAAACCUGGUGGCAGUCAGAGAAUGGUGUGGAACAUGUAACCAUCCAGCUGAAUCUGGAAGCCGAGUUUCACUUUACACAUCUCAUCAUGACCUUCAGGACGUUCCGUCCUGCAGGUAUGGCGAUUGAGCGGUCUUCUGACUUUGGAAAGACCUGGCAAGUAUACCGCUACUUUGCCUACGACUGUGAAACAACCUUCCCAUUGGUUUCCAACGGGCCAAUGAAGAAAGUGGAUGAGGUCAUCUGUGAUUCCCGUUACUCUGACAUCGAGCCGUCAACAGAGGGCGAGGUCAUCUUCCGAGUUCUGGAUCCUGUAUUCAGGAUUGAUGAUCCAUACAGUCCCCGAAUUCAAAAUAUGCUGAAGAUCACCAACCUCAGAGUCAACUUCAUCCGACUUCACACGCUGGGGGACAACCUGCUGGACCCGCGCAGCGAGAUCAAGGAGAAGUACUACUACUCUCUGUACGACAUGGUGGUCAGGGGAAACUGUUUCUGCUAUGGCCAUGCGUCGGAGUGCGCGCCCGUAGAAGGGGUGGAGGAGACAGAGGGCAUGGUUCAUGGCCACUGUGUGUGCAACCACAACACCAAGGGGUUGAACUGUGAGCGAUGCCAAGACUUCUAUCAUGACCUGCCCUGGAAGCCCGCUGAAGGACGCAACACCCAUGCUUGCAAAAAGUGUAAGUGCAACCACCACUCCGACACGUGCCACUUUGACAUGGCGGUGUUCAUGGCGUCCGGCAAUGUGACCGGAGGUGUAUGCAACGAGUGCCAGCACAACACCAUGGGGAACAACUGUGAGCAGUGCAAGCCUUUCUUCUACCAGCACCACGAGCGAGACAUACGAGACCCCAACAUCUGCGAGCCUUGUAACUGUGACCCAGUGGGAUCUCUGAAUGGAGGGAUCUGCGAUGCUCUAACGGAAGUCUCGACUGGCUUGAUCGCUGGCCAGUGUCGCUGUAAGCCCAAUGUGGAGGGAGAGCGCUGUGACCAGUGCAAACAAGGGCACUACGGCCUCAGCGAUGACCCUCAGGGAUGCAAGCCUUGUACCUGCAAUGCUCUUGGGACGGUUCCUGGAGGAAGCCCUUGUGAGACCGACACCGGAAGCUGCUACUGCAAGCGUCUGGUCCGUGGGAGAAACUGUGACCAGUGUAUGCCCCAACACUGGGGCCUGAGCAAUGACAUGGAUGGCUGUCGCCCGUGUGACUGUGACCUCGGGGGAGCUCUCAACAAUGAUUGUUCUGCAGAGACAGGCCAGUGUCAGUGUCGGGAGCACAUGUUUGGCCGGAGCUGUGAACAGGUGGAGUCGGGAUUCUACUUCAUCGGCCUGGACCAUUACACUUACGAAGCAGAGGAUGCCAAGUUUGGGCCUGGCGUGACGGUGGUGCAGAGGCCCCACCCUCUAGACCGGAACCCUACCUGGACCGGCGUUGGGUUUGUGAACGUUCCUGAGGGGGCCUACCUGGAGUUCAACAUCGACAACCUCCCACACUCCAUGGAGUAUGACGUCCUCAUCCGCUAUGAACCGCAGUUGCCGGAGCAGUGGGAAGAGGUGUUGAUGACUGUCAUCAGGCCCGGCGUGAUCACAGCAGACAGCAGAUGUGCAAACACAAUGCCAGAGGACGACAACCAGCGAUCGUCUCUCCAUCCUGGGUCCAGGUAUGUGGUGCUUCCCAGGCCAGUGUGCCUAGAAGCUGGGCUGAACUACACCGUCCGCCUCAGUCUGCCUCUCUACUCCGCCCUCAGUGACAUCCAGUCCCCCUACACCCUCAUAGAUUCAAUUGUGCUGAUGCCUCACUGUAAGAACCUGGACAUGUUCUCCGGCUCGGAGGGAGGGGACCUGGUGAACAAUAACGCCUGGGACACCUUCCAGCGCUACAGGUGUCUGGAGAACAGCCAGGGUGUGGUGAAGACCCCCAUGACUGAUAUCUGCAAGGACUACAUCUUCAGUGUGUCUGCACUCUUACACUCAGGAGCUAAAGCCUGUCAGUGUGAUCCCAUGGGCUCGCUCAGCACCGUGUGUGACCCCAACGGGGGACAGUGUCAGUGCCGUCCCAACGUGAUGGGGAGGAACUGUGAGAAAUGUGCCCCAGCCACCUUCCUCUUCGGACCAUCUGGCUGCAGAGCGUGUGAGUGUAACCCUCAAGGCUCACUCCACUCCUUCUGCCACGAGGCCAUUGGUCAGUGCGAGUGCGUCCCCGGAGCUUACGGCCGACAGUGUGACCGCUGCCUGCCUGGUCACUGGGGCUUCCCCAAUUGUCGGCCCUGCACGUGUAACGGCCACGCUGACCAGUGCGACGCCCACACGGGAGAGUGCCUGGGCUGCCGGGAACAAACCACGGGGCACAACUGCGAGAGGUGUCUCACUGGUUACUAUGGUGAUGCCGUUCUUGGAUCUGGGGACCACUGCCGCCCAUGCAUGUGCCCCGAUGGGCCUGGGAGUAAUCGCCAGUUUGCUGGGGGGUGCUACAAGAGCCCUGAUGCCUACCAGGUGUUCUGCGUCUGCAGUCCUGGAUAUAAAGGUGCCAGGUGUGAUGAGUGUGCCCCUGGUUACUAUGGCAAUCCUCACGAGGUGGGUGGGCAGUGUCUCCCAUGCCAGUGCAACGGCAACAUCGACAUGAUGGACCCCGGCUCCUGCGACGCCAGCUCCGGUGUCUGUCUCAAAUGCCUGCAUCACACAGAGGGCCAAGACUGCAGUCGCUGUAAGCUGGGUUACCAUGGCAACGCCCUCACCCAGAGCUGUAGAAAAUGCAUCUGCAACCACCAAGGCACUGCCCAGCAGUCGUGCCCCUCGCUGGGAGACUGCCACUGUGACCUCUCGAGUGGGCAGUGCCAGUGUCUACCCAACGUGGUGGGGCAGCACUGCGACCUGUGUGCGCCCGACACCUGGAACAUGGCCAGCGGGACAGGCUGUGAGGACUGUGCCUGCAGCCCAGAGCACUCGUACGGCACCUCCUGUAAUGAGAUCACAGGCCAGUGUUCCUGCAAGGCUGGCUUUGGUGGAAGAACAUGCCACGAGUGCAGGGAGUUAUUUUGGGGAAAUCCGGAGAUGAAGUGUCACGCUUGUGACUGCGACCGCAGGGGCAUUGCGGAGCCCCAAUGCAACAAGGCCACGGGUCACUGUGUGUGUGUGGAGGGUGUGUCAGGCCCCAGGUGUGAUACCUGCGCUCGGGGAUACUCUGGAGAGUUCCCCAACUGCGUGCGCUGCCACCAGUGCUUUGCUGAGUGGGAUGUGAUUGUCGGGGAGCUCACCAACCAGACCCACCGGCUGGUGCAGAAGGUCAACACCAUCAAGGCCAGCGGCAUCACCGGCCCGUACCAGAAGACUAUAGACAGCUUCCAGAAGAGUGCCAGCUCCAUCCGAAACCUCCUGGCGCAGAACCCGGCCACCCAGCCCCUGACGGAAAUCCAGCACCUUAUGGAGCAAGCCACGGAUCUGGUGAGAGACAUGACCAACCGGUUGAACCUGACUGAAGAGGCUCUGUCCAGGAGUUCCCUUGAUAACAAUGUGACGGACACUAAACUGGAGGCACUCAAAGAGGACGCCCACAAACUGGAGCUAACUGCCAAGGAGCUUCUGGAACACGUUGAGUUUGUCAAGAACUCUGAUGUCCGUGGAGCCACAGAUAGCAUCACCAAAUAUUUCCAGCAAUCUGUGUCGGCGGAGGCUCGGGCCAACGCCUCUAGCAGCGAUCCAAACAGCACCGUGGAGCAGUCGGCCACCCUGCGUCAGACAGUGGAGCAGAGGAUGAACGAGACGGGAGAUGAAUUUAAAAACAGGCAAGAGGAACACGCCACCAGGCUGGAUGAUCUGGCCGGGCAGCUAGAGACUCUCAGUCUAGCAGAGCUGAGCGAAAAGACGUGCGGUGUCCCUUCCGGCUCCGAGGCCUGUGCAGACUCACCGUGCGGAGGUCUCAGCUGCAUGGACGCUGAGGGGAAGAGGAGGUGUGGUGGGGAGGGCUGCGACGGCUUGGUGGGACUGGCCUCCAGUGCCAGGCAGAAGGCCAAGGACUUUGAGAAAGACAUCGUCAGUGCGAUGGAGGAGGUGGAAAAGCUCUCAAAGCUGGUUUCCGAGGCGAAGGUCAAGGCAGACAGAGCCAAAGUGAGCGCUCAGGGCGUCCUCCUGAAGACCAACGAGACCAAGCAGCGCGUGGACCGGAGCAACGAGGAGCUCCGCAACCUCAUCAAGCAGAUCCGCGACUUCCUUACUCAGGACGGAGCUGACCUGGAGAGCAUUGAGGCCGUGGCCAAUCAGGUUCUGGAGAUGCAGAUGCCCACCACCCCGGCCCAGCUGCAGAAUCUGACUAAUGAGAUCCGUGAGCGUGUGGGCAGUCUGUCUGAUGUGGAGGACAUCCUCAACCAGAGCGCCGCCGACAUCCAGCGCGCAGAGGGCCUGCUGGAACAGGCCCGCAAGGCCAGCAAAGAAGCCACGGAUGUCCGGGACACAGCAGUGAUCGUGAAAGAGGCGCUGGAGCAGGCUGAGAAGGCCCAGAACGCAGCGACUGAGGCCAUCAAGCAGGCCACCAGUGACAUCGAAGGCACCCAGGAUCUCAUCGUCUCUGUGGAAUCUGAAACAGCUGAUUCUGAGUUCAGGCUGAAUAACGCCACGCAGAGACUGCACCACCUGGAGAAAGGUGUGGCCCUGCUGAAGGAGAAGGCCCACAACACCACCAGCACUGCUGAGAAGACGGACCAGGAUAUGAAGCACGUCAACCAAGUGGCCGACCAGGUCAAAAAGGACCUGGACUCUGACGUUAAGGACAAGUACAGCACAGUGGAGGGACUGAUAACGCAGAAAGCAAGUGGGAUCUCUGAUGCCAAGAGGAGGGCCCAGAUGCUGCAGCAGGAGGCCAAAGACCUGCUCUUACAAGCCAGCGACAAGCUGAAGCUCCUCAAAGACUUGGAAAAGUCUUAUGAGGACAACCAGAAGACAAUGGAGGACAAGGCCAAUCAGUUGGUGGACUUAGAGAAGGCCGUGCGAGAACUGCUCCAGGAGAUCAGCCAUAAAGUCACAGUUUACAGCACCUGUCUGUUUUAACAACAACGGCAAGAGAGGCCAUCACUAAUAAAGGCUGAUUUUGAACAAGUUGAAUGCCAUUUUAUGCAAUAAAGUACAAUUUUAUAGAAA
Molecule: messenger RNA, 5700 nt
Organism: Clupea harengus (Atlantic herring)
Lineage: Eukaryota; Metazoa; Chordata; Actinopteri; Clupeiformes; Clupeidae
Gene: lamb1a
Product: laminin subunit beta 1a
Biological process (GO): tissue development; basement membrane assembly; substrate adhesion-dependent cell spreading
Cellular component (GO): laminin trimer
Molecular function (GO): structural constituent of synapse-associated extracellular matrix; integrin binding
Source: RefSeq, a predicted model, not a curated record